AUGGAAUCUCGUAGUUGGAUGUACGAUAAAACUAAUCCUGGUCGAUUUGGGUUGAAGAAUGAAUUUGUAGCCGGCGUUUAUGAUUUUGUUGACUAUGCUAAAACACUUGAGGAUUUUACAAUUCAUGAUGUGGUUAGGUGUCCUUGUUCUAAAUGUGAAUGUAUGAAAUUUAAGACCCCAGAGAUUGUUAGGCGACAUCUAAUGGAAAAAGGUUUUAAAAGUAAUUAUACAGUUUGGACUAGUCAUGGAGAAACGCGUAACAAUUUGGGUGGAUUUCAGAACUUUGUUGUGGGUGAAAGUAGUAGGAUGGUAGAACCUACUAUCCAGAAUUCUAGAAUGCACGACAUGGUUCAGGAUGGUUGUGGCAUACAUUGGGGCUUUGAAUCAAGUGGCCAUGUUGAAGAACCUCUCAAUGAAGAGGCCAGCCAUUCUUAUAAAAAGUUAAAAAAAGCUAGUCAGCCCUUACAUGAUAGUUCUACCCACUCUCAAUUAUCUGUCGCUGUUAGAUUAUUGAGUAUCAAAGCAGAUAACAAUGUUCCCCAUGGGGCAAUGGAUUCUGUGAUUGACCUCAUGCACGAAUUGGUUGACCCGACUCUAGAGAUACCUGAUAAUUACUAUAAGGCAAAAAGAUUGGUAUCUAAGUUGGGACUCUCGUCGGUGAGAAUUGAUUGCUGUGAAAAUGGCUGCAUGUUAUACUAUAAUGAUGACGUCGAUCUAGAAUCUUGUAAGUUUUGUGGUAGUGAACGGUUUAGGGAUACACGUAGCGGGAAGAGAGUGGAUGUUAAGGCGCUGCAUUAUUUACCUCUAAUACCAAGGUUAAAGAGGUUGUAUGCAUCUAAUAGCUCUGCUCCUCAUAUGAGAUGGCACAGUGAAAAUAGAAGGCCACCGAGUGUUAUGUGUCAUCCAUCGGAUGGUGAGGCCUGGAAGCAUUUUGAUAGAACCUAUCCAGACUUUGCAGCUGAACCAUGUAACGUUAGGUUGGGUUUAUGUUCUGACGGAUUCAUUCCGCAUUCUGGCUCUGCUGCACACUAG
Molecule: messenger RNA, 1032 nt
Organism: Lycium barbarum (goji berry)
Lineage: Eukaryota; Viridiplantae; Streptophyta; Magnoliopsida; Solanales; Solanaceae
Exons: 1
Coding region: 1-1032 (343 amino acids)
Source: RefSeq, a predicted model, not a curated record